Carassius gibelio (silver crucian carp) is the source of this 16566-nucleotide messenger RNA. Its product is annotated as IgGFc-binding protein-like. Lineage: Eukaryota; Metazoa; Chordata; Actinopteri; Cypriniformes; Cyprinidae. Gene Ontology annotation, molecular function: protein binding. The transcript is spliced from 105 exons. The record is from RefSeq and is a predicted model, not a curated record. The coding region runs from base 692 to 16321 and encodes 5209 amino acids. Gene Ontology annotation, cellular component: membrane.
GGACAAACUUUGUGGGCUGUGUGGGGACUACAACGGAGACUCUCAGGAUGACUUCCAGACCCCAACUGGUGAACUGGUCCAAAGCCCCAAUGACUUUGGCCACAGCUGGAACAUAGACCCUGAGUGUAACAAGCCAGAGGUUGGUCCAUCCACAGGGUGUACAGAUGCUGAGGAGGAGUUGUAUGAAGGUCCUGCUUACUGUGGUAUCAUAUUGAACAGCAAUGGCCCAUUUGCUGCUUGUCAUCCAAAAGUCAACCCCAAUGGCUUCUUCAAAGACUGCUUGUUUGAUGUUUGUGAGCUGGAUGGUGCUCAAUCUGCAUUGUGUGAAGCAAUAGAGUCAUACGUCAAUGAAUGUCAGGACCGUGGCGUCACAAUUGGACCCUGGAGAAACAGCACCUUCUGUCCUCUGAAAUGCCCAGCCAACAGUCACUUUGAAUCAUGUGCACCAGUUUGCCAGCCUUCCUGCAAUCCAACUCCACCAAGUCAGUGCAGCGGGCCUUGCUCUGAAGGAUGUGUUUGUGACCCUGGAUAUAUCCUCAGUGCUGGCCAGUGUGUGAAAGAAGAUACAUGUGGCUGCAGCUAUAACGGACAUUAUUAUAAGCCAGGUGAAGAGUUCUUCACUAAGGACUGUGAGCUACAGUGUAAGUGCAACCCCCCAUUUGUUACCUGUAGUGCUGCUGACUGCCCACCAAUGGAACAAUGUGGAGUACAGGAUGGAGUAAUUGGGUGUUACCCACAAGAAUCUAAAGACUGUAUUAUCUCUGGUGAUCCUCAUUAUAACACCUUUGAUGGCAAAUACUACAGCUACAUGGGCACUUGUACCUACACUCUGGCCCGCACCUGCAAAAACAACACUGGUCCCUGGUUCUCCAUUGAGGCCAAGAAUGAAGAGAGAGGAGUUUCUGGCGUUUCUUACCUGAGGAAACUGUACGUGACUGUUGACGGCAUCACAGUGACAAUGAUGAAAAACAGGAGAACUCUGGUGAAUGGACUCAGGGUGUCUCUCCCUCACUCCCCAUCUCCGCUCAUUUCACUGUCUGUUGCUGGACAAUAUGUAAUCCUCACAACUCCGUUCGGCCUGAAGGUGCAGUGGGACGGCAAUCAUUACGCUAAAAUCUCUGUUCCCAGUUCCUACUAUGACCAGAUGUGUGGCCUGUGUGGGGACUAUGAUGGAAACCCCAAUAAUGAUUUCACUAAGCCUGAUGGCUCCCAAACCGACAGCUCAAAUCAGUUUGGCGACAGCUGGAAAACUGAUGAGGAUGAGGAUGCAACGUGCAAGCCUGACCCCGGGCCUCAACCUCCCUGCGAUCCUGUGCUGGAGGGCGUCGUGUCAAACCCAGAGAACUGUGGGAGAAUAACUGACACAAAUGGAGCAUUUAGGGACUGUAUAAAGGUGGUGAACCCGUUGCCUUACUUCCAGAGCUGUGUGUUUGAUAUGUGCCGUUAUCAGGGGCUUCAGCAGGUCCUUUGUGACCAGCUUCAGGCUUACACUGACGCUUGCCUGAGUGCAGGUGCACCUGUCCAUCCAUGGAGAGAGCCAGACUUCUGUCCUCUGGAAUGUCCUCUAAACAGCCAUUACUCCAUGUGUGUGAGCUCCUGUCCGGAGACGUGUCUGGGUAUCAAUGGACCCCCGGGCUGCAGUGAGAAGUGUGUCGAGGGCUGUGAGUGUGACGCUGGCUUCAUCCUCAGUGACAGCAAAUGUGUUCCUGUUAAAGACUGCGGCUGUGUGGACUCCUCAGGCUCCUACCAUCCAGUAAAUGAGAGCUGGUAUCUGGAGGGCUGUAAACAGCAUUGCACAUGUGAAGGUGGAGGAAAUAUUCACUGUUAUGACACCAGCUGUCCUCCUAGUGAGAGCUGCCAGCUUCAAGAUGGAGACUAUGUCUGCAAACCAAGCGUGACCUGCCCUCCAGACUCUGAGUACAUUGAUUGUGGCCCAGCCUGUAUUCCUUCAUGCUCAGCACCCUCUACUAACUGCUCUGGUUCUUGCAUCAGCGGCUGCUUCUGUAAACCAGGAUUUGUUUUCCGUGGCCGGCGCUGUGUUCCUAUUGAGCAGUGUGGAUGUCUGGAUGAAGAAAACAAUUACUUUGAGCCCGGUGAGAUCAUAUUUGGAGAUGGCUGUUCCAAGUUGUGUCGCUGUGCUGGCAACUACACUUUCGACUGUGUGGACAACACCUGUGACCCUGUGACAGAAGAAUGUCGGGAGGUUGGUGGAGUGCAUGGCUGCUACCCUAAAGGAACCUCCACCUGUAUUGCUUCUGGUGACCCCCAUUACACCACCUUUGAUAACCGGCGCUAUGACUUCAUGGGAAACUGUUCUUACCUGAUGUCCGAGCCUUGUAACAGCACAGACGUGCCUCACUUCGCUGUAUACACAGACAAUGAGAAUCGCUUCAACAAUCCUCAUAUCAGCUAUGUAAAGGCAGUUCAUGUCCAUGCACUGGGAGUAAUAGUGUCCAUUCUGAAAGGAGGUAUUGUGCAGGUCAAUGGCACCAAUGUGAACAUUCCUCUGAGUCCUGUCAGUGGUGUUGAUAUUUUUAUGUCUGGCAAGCACUACACAGUGGCCUUGAACUUUGGAGUAACUGUACGUUACGAUGGAAACCACUAUAUGGACAUUAAAGUUAUCAAGGACUAUGAGGACAAACUUUGUGGGCUGUGUGGGGACUACAACGGAGACUCUCAGGAUGACUUCCAGACCCCAACUGGUGAACUGGUCCAAAGCCCCAAUGACUUUGGCCACAGCUGGAACAUAGACCCUGAGUGUAACAAGCCAGAGGUUGGUCCAUCCACAGGGUGUACAGAUGCUGAGGAGGAGUUGUAUGAAGGUCCUGCUUACUGUGGUAUCAUAUUGAACAGCAAUGGCCCAUUUGCUGCUUGCCAUCCAAAAGUCAAUCCCAAUGGCUUCUUCAAAGACUGCUUGUUUGAUGUUUGUGAGCUGGAUGGUGCUCAUUCUGCAUUGUGUGAAGCAAUAGAGUCAUACGUCAACGAAUGUCAGGACCGUGGCGUCACAAUUGGACCCUGGAGAAACAGCACCUUCUGUCCUCUGAAAUGCCCAGCCAACAGUCACUUUGAAUCAUGUGCACCAGUUUGCCAGCCUUCCUGCAAUCCAACUCCACCAAGUCAGUGCAGCGGGCCUUGCUCUGAAGGAUGUGUUUGUGACCCUGGAUAUAUCCUCAGUGCUGGCCAGUGUGUGAAAGAAGAUACAUGUGGCUGCAGCUAUAACGGACAUUAUUAUAAGCCAGGUGAAGAGUUCUUCACUAAGGACUGUGAGCUACAGUGUAAGUGCAACCCCCCAUUUGUUACCUGUAGUGCUGCUGACUGCCCACCAAUGGAACAAUGUGGAGUACAGGAUGGAGUAAUUGGGUGUUACCCACAAGAAUCUAAAGACUGUAUUAUCUCUGGUGAUCCUCAUUAUAACACCUUUGAUGGCAAAUACUACAGCUACAUGGGCACUUGUACCUACACUCUGGCCCGCACCUGCAAAAACAACACUGGUCCCUGGUUCUCCAUUGAGGCCAAGAAUGAAGAGAGAGGAGUUUCUGGCGUUUCUUACCUGAGGAAACUGUACGUGACUGUUGACGGCAUCACAGUGACAAUGAUGAAAAACAGGAGAACUCUGGUGAAUGGACUCAGGGUGUCUCUCCCUCACUCCCCAUCUCCGCUCAUUUCACUGUCUGUUGCUGGACAAUAUGUAAUCCUCACAACUCCGUUCGGCCUGAAGGUGCAGUGGGACGGCAAUCAUUACGCUAAAAUCUCUGUUCCCAGUUCCUACUAUGACCAGAUGUGUGGCCUGUGUGGGGACUAUGAUGGAAACCCCAAUAAUGAUUUCACUAAGCCUGAUGGCUCCCAAACCGACAGCUCAAAUCAGUUUGGCGACAGCUGGAAAACUGAUGAGGAUGAGGAUGCAACGUGCAAGCCUGACCCCGGGCCUCAACCUCCCUGCGAUCCUGUGCUGGAGGGCGUCGUGUCAAACCCAGAGAACUGUGGGAGAAUAACUGACACAAAUGGAGCAUUUAGGGACUGUAUAAAGGUGGUGAACCCGUUGCCUUACUUCCAGAGCUGUGUGUUUGAUAUGUGCCGUUAUCAGGGGCUUCAGCAGGUCCUUUGUGACCAGCUUCAGGCUUACACUGACGCUUGCCUGAGUGCAGGUGCACCUGUCCAUCCAUGGAGAGAGCCAGACUUCUGUCCUCUGGAAUGUCCUCUAAACAGCCAUUACUCCAUGUGUGUGAGCUCCUGUCCGGAGACGUGUCUGGGUAUCAAUGGACCCCCGGGCUGCAGUGAGAAGUGUGUCGAGGGCUGUGAGUGUGACGCUGGCUUCAUCCUCAGUGACAGCAAAUGUGUUCCUGUUAAAGACUGCGGCUGUGUGGACUCCUCAGGCUCCUACCAUCCAGUAAAUGAGAGCUGGUAUCUGGAGGGCUGUAAACAGCAUUGCACAUGUGAAGGUGGAGGAAAUAUUCACUGUUAUGACACCAGCUGUCCUCCUAGUGAGAGCUGCCAGCUUCAAGAUGGAGACUAUGUCUGCAAACCAAGCGUGACCUGCCCUCCAGACUCUGAGUACAUUGAUUGUGGCCCAGCCUGUAUUCCUUCAUGCUCAGCACCCUCUACUAACUGCUCUGGUUCUUGCAUCAGCGGCUGCUUCUGUAAACCAGGAUUUGUUUUCCGUGGCCGGCGCUGUGUUCCUAUUGAGCAGUGUGGAUGUCUGGAUGAAGAAAACAAUUACUUUGAGCCCGGUGAGAUCAUAUUUGGAGAUGGCUGUUCCAAGUUGUGUCGCUGUGCUGGCAACUACACUUUCGACUGUGUGGACAACACCUGUGACCCUGUGACAGAAGAAUGUCGGGAGGUUGGUGGAGUGCAUGGCUGCUACCCUAAAGGAACCUCCACCUGUAUUGCUUCUGGUGACCCCCAUUACACCACCUUUGAUAACCGGCGCUAUGACUUCAUGGGAAACUGUUCUUACCUGAUGUCCGAGCCUUGUAACAGCACAGACGUGCCUCACUUCGCUGUAUACACAGACAAUGAGAAUCGCUUCAACAAUCCUCAUAUCAGCUAUGUAAAGGCAGUUCAUGUCCAUGCACUGGGAGUAAUAGUGUCCAUUCUGAAAGGAGGUAUUGUGCAGGUCAAUGGCACCAAUGUGAACAUUCCUCUGAGUCCUGUCAGUGGUGUUGAUAUUUUUAUGUCUGGCAAGCACUACACAGUGGCCUUGAACUUUGGAGUAACUGUACGUUACGAUGGAAACCACUAUAUGGACAUUAAAGUUAUCAAGGACUAUGAGGACAAACUUUGUGGGCUGUGUGGGGACUACAACGGAGACUCUCAGGAUGACUUCCAGACCCCAACUGGUGAACUGGUCCAAAGCCCCAAUGACUUUGGCCACAGCUGGAACAUAGACCCUGAGUGUAACAAGCCAGAGGUUGGUCCAUCCACAGGGUGUACAGAUGCUGAGGAGGAGUUGUAUGAAGGUCCUGCUUACUGUGGUAUCAUAUUGAACAGCAAUGGCCCAUUUGCUGCUUGUCAUCCAAAAGUCAACCCCAAUGGCUUCUUCAAAGACUGCUUGUUUGAUGUUUGUGAGCUGGAUGGUGCUCAUUCUGCAUUGUGUGAAGCAAUAGAGUCAUACGUCAACGAAUGUCAGGACCGUGGCGUCACAAUUGGACCCUGGAGAAACAGCACCUUCUGUCCUCUGAAAUGCCCAGCCAACAGUCACUUUGAAUCAUGUGCACCAGUUUGCCAGCCUUCCUGCAAUCCAACUCCACCAAGUCAGUGCAGCGGGCCUUGCUCUGAAGGAUGUGUUUGUGACCCUGGAUAUAUCCUCAGUGCUGGCCAGUGUGUGAAAGAAGAUACAUGUGGCUGCAGCUAUAACGGACAUUAUUAUAAGCCAGGUGAAGAGUUCUUCACUAAGGACUGUGAGCUACAGUGUAAGUGCAACCCCCCAUUUGUUACCUGCAGUGCUGCUGACUGCCCACCAAUGGAACAAUGUGGAGUACAGGAUGGAGUAAUUGGGUGUUACCCACAAGAAUCUAAAGACUGUAUUAUCUCUGGUGAUCCUCAUUAUAACACCUUUGAUGGCAAAUACUACAGCUACAUGGGCACUUGUACCUACACUCUGGCCCGCACCUGCAAAAACAACACUGGUCCCUGGUUCUCCAUUGAGGCCAAGAAUGAAGAGAGAGGAGUUUCUGGCGUUUCUUACCUGAGGAAACUGUACGUGACUGUUGACGGCAUCACAGUGACAAUGAUGAAAAACAGGAGAACUCUGGUGAAUGGACUCAGGGUGUCUCUCCCUCACUCCCCAUCUCCGCUCAUUUCACUGUCUGUUGCUGGACAAUAUGUAAUCCUCACAACUCCGUUCGGCCUGAAGGUGCAGUGGGACGGCAAUCAUUACGCUAAAAUCUCUGUUCCCAGUUCCUACUAUGACCAGAUGUGUGGCCUGUGUGGGGACUAUGAUGGAAACCCCAAUAAUGAUUUCACUAAGCCUGAUGGCUCCCAAACCGACAGCUCAAAUCAGUUUGGCGACAGCUGGAAAACUGAUGAGGAUGAGGAUGCAACGUGCAAGCCUGACCCCGGGCCUCAACCUCCCUGCGAUCCUGUGCUGGAGGGCGUCGUGUCAAACCCAGAGAACUGUGGGAGAAUAACUGACACAAAUGGAGCAUUUAGGGACUGUAUAAAGGUGGUGAACCCGUUGCCUUACUUCCAGAGCUGUGUGUUUGAUAUGUGCCGUUAUCAGGGGCUUCAGCAGGUCCUUUGUGACCAGCUUCAGGCUUACACUGACGCUUGCCUGAGUGCAGGUGCACCUGUCCAUCCAUGGAGAGAGCCAGACUUCUGUCCUCUGGAAUGUCCUCCAAACAGCCAUUACUCCAUGUGUGUGAGCUCCUGUCCGGAGACAUGUCUGGGUAUCAAUGGACCCCCGGGCUGCAGUGAGAAGUGUGUCGAGGGCUGUGAGUGUGACGCUGGCUUCAUCCUCAGUGACAGCAAAUGUGUUCCUGUUAAAGACUGCGGCUGUGUGGACUCCUCAGGCUCCUACCAUCCAGUAAAUGAGAGCUGGUAUCUGGAGGGCUGUAAACAGCACUGCACAUGUGAAGGUGGAGGAAAUAUUCACUGUUAUGACACCAGCUGUCCUCCUAGUGAGAGCUGCCAGCUUCAAGAUGGAGACUAUGUCUGCAAACCAAGCGUGACCUGCCCUCCAGACUCUGAGUACAUUGAUUGUGGCCCAGCCUGUAUUCCUUCAUGCUCAGCACCCUCUACUAACUGCUCUGGUUCUUGCAUCAGCGGCUGCUUCUGUAAACCAGGAUUUGUUUUCCGUGGCCGGCGCUGUGUUCCUAUUGAGCAGUGUGGAUGUCUGGAUGAAGAAAACAAUUACUUUGAGCCCGGUGAGAUCAUAUUUGGAGAUGGCUGUUCCAAGUUGUGUCGCUGUGCUGGCAACUACACUUUCGACUGUGUGGACAACACCUGUGACCCUGUGACAGAAGAAUGUCGGGAGGUUGGUGGAGUGCAUGGCUGCUACCCUAAAGGAACCUCCACCUGUAUUGCUUCUGGUGACCCCCAUUACACCACCUUUGAUAACCGGCGCUAUGACUUCAUGGGAAACUGUUCUUACCUGAUGUCCGAGCCUUGUAACAGCACAGACGUGCCUCACUUCGCUGUAUACACAGACAAUGAGAAUCGCUUCAACAAUCCUCAUAUCAGCUAUGUAAAGGCAGUUCAUGUCCAUGCACUGGGAGUAAUAGUGUCCAUUCUGAAAGGAGGUAUUGUGCAGGUCAAUGGCACCAAUGUGAACAUUCCUCUGAGUCCUGUCAGUGGUGUUGAUAUUUUUAUGUCUGGCAAGCACUACACAGUGGCCUUGAACUUUGGAGUAACUGUACGUUACGAUGGAAACCACUAUAUGGACAUUAAAGUUAUCAAGGACUAUGAGGACAAACUUUGUGGGCUGUGUGGGGACUACAACGGAGACUCUCAGGAUGACUUCCAGACCCCAACUGGUGAACUGGUCCAAAGCCCCAAUGACUUUGGCCACAGCUGGAACAUAGACCCUGAGUGUAACAAGCCAGAGGUUGGUCCAUCCACAGGGUGUACAGAUGCUGAGGAGGAGUUGUAUGAAGGUCCUGCUUACUGUGGUAUCAUAUUGAACAGCAAUGGCCCAUUUGCUGCUUGCCAUCCAAAAGUCAACCCCAAUGGCUUCUUCAAAGACUGCUUGUUUGAUGUUUGUGAGCUGGAUGGUGCUCAUUCUGCAUUGUGUGAAGCAAUAGAGUCAUACGUCAACGAAUGUCAGGACCGUGGCGUCACAAUUGGACCCUGGAGAAACAGCACCUUCUGUCCUCUGAAAUGCCCAGCCAACAGUCACUUUGAAUCAUGUGCACCAGUUUGCCAGCCUUCCUGCAAUCCAACUCCACCAAGUCAGUGCAGCGGGCCUUGCUCUGAAGGAUGUGUUUGUGACCCUGGAUAUAUCCUCAGUGCUGGCCAGUGUGUGAAAGAAGAUACAUGUGGCUGCAGCUAUAACGGACAUUAUUAUAAGCCAGGUGAAGAGUUCUUCACUAAGGACUGUGAGCUACAGUGUAAGUGCAACCCCCCAUUUGUUACCUGUAGUGCUGCUGACUGCCCACCAAUGGAACAAUGUGGAGUACAGGAUGGAGUAAUUGGGUGUUACCCACAAGAAUCUAAAGACUGUAUUAUCUCUGGUGAUCCUCAUUAUAACACCUUUGAUGGCAAAUACUACAGCUACAUGGGCACUUGUACCUACACUCUGGCCCGCACCUGCAAAAACAACACUGGUCCCUGGUUCUCCAUUGAGGCCAAGAAUGAAGAGAGAGGAGUUUCUGGCGUUUCUUACCUGAGGAAACUGUACGUGACUGUUGACGGCAUCACAGUGACAAUGAUGAAAAACAGGAGAACUCUGGUGAAUGGACUCAGGGUGUCUCUCCCUCACUCCCCAUCUCCGCUCAUUUCACUGUCUGUUGCUGGACAAUAUGUAAUCCUCACAACUCCGUUCGGCCUGAAGGUGCAGUGGGACGGCAAUCAUUACGCUAAAAUCUCUGUUCCCAGUUCCUACUAUGACCAGAUGUGUGGCCUGUGUGGGGACUAUGAUGGAAACCCCAAUAAUGAUUUCACUAAGCCUGAUGGCUCCCAAACCGACAGCUCAAAUCAGUUUGGCGACAGCUGGAAAACUGAUGAGGAUGAGGAUGCAACGUGCAAGCCUGACCCCGGGCCUCAACCUCCCUGCGAUCCUGUGCUGGAGGGCGUCGUGUCAAACCCAGAGAACUGUGGGAGAAUAACUGACACAAAUGGAGCAUUUAGGGACUGUAUAAAGGUGGUGAACCCGUUGCCUUACUUCCAGAGCUGUGUGUUUGAUAUGUGCCGUUAUCAGGGGCUUCAGCAGGUCCUUUGUGACCAGCUUCAGGCUUACACUGACGCUUGCCUGAGUGCAGGUGCACCUGUCCAUCCAUGGAGAGAGCCAGACUUCUGUCCUCUGGAAUGUCCUCCAAACAGCCAUUACUCCAUGUGUGUGAGCUCCUGUCCGGAGACAUGUCUGGGUAUCAAUGGACCCCCGGGAUGCAGUGAGAAGUGUGUCGAGGGCUGUGAGUGUGACGCUGGCUUCAUCCUCAGUGACAGCAAAUGUGUUCCUGUUAAAGACUGCGGCUGUGUGGACUCCUCAGGCUCCUACCAUCCAGUAAAUGAGAGCUGGUAUCUGGAGGGCUGUAAACAGCAUUGCACAUGUGAAGGUGGAGGAAAUAUUCACUGUUAUGACACCAGCUGUCCUCCUAGUGAGAGCUGCCAGCUUCAAGAUGGAGACUAUGUCUGCAAACCAAGCGUGACCUGCCCUCCAGACUCUGAGUACAUUGAUUGUGGCCCAGCCUGUAUUCCUUCAUGCUCAGCACCCUCUACUAACUGCUCUGGUUCUUGCAUCAGCGGCUGCUUCUGUAAACCAGGAUUUGUUUUCCGUGGCCAGCGCUGUGUUCCUAUUGAGCAGUGUGGAUGUCUGGAUGAAGAAAACAAUUACUUUGAGCCCGGUGAGAUCAUAUUUGGAGAUGGCUGUUCCAAGUUGUGUCGCUGUGCUGGCAACUACACUUUCGACUGUGUGGACAACACCUGUGACCCUGUGACAGAAGAAUGUCGGGAGGUUGGUGGAGUGCAUGGCUGCUACCCUAAAGGAACCUCCACCUGUAUUGCUUCUGGUGACCCCCAUUACACCACCUUUGAUAACCGGCGCUAUGACUUCAUGGGAAACUGUUCUUACCUGAUGUCCGAGCCUUGUAACAGCACAGACGUGCCUCACUUCGCUGUAUACACAGACAAUGAGAAUCGCUUCAACAAUCCUCAUAUCAGCUAUGUAAAGGCAGUUCAUGUCCAUGCACUGGGAGUAAUAGUGUCCAUUCUGAAAGGAGGUAUUGUGCAGGUCAAUGGUACCAAUGUGAACAUUCCUCUGAGUCCUGUCAGUGGUGUUGAUAUUUUUAUGUCUGGCAAGCACUACACAGUGGCCUUGAACUUUGGAGUAACUGUACGUUAUGAUGGAAACCACUAUAUGGACAUUAAAGUUAUCAAGGACUAUGAGGACAAACUUUGUGGGCUGUGUGGGGACUACAACGGAGACUCUCAGGAUGACUUCCAGACCCCAACUGGUGAACUGGUCCAAAGCCCCAAUGACUUUGGCCACAGCUGGAACAUAGACCCUGAGUGUAACAAGCCAGAGGUUGGUCCAUCCACAGGGUGUACAGAUGCUGAGGAGGAGUUGUAUGAAGGUCCUGCUUACUGUGGUAUCAUAUUGAACAGCAAUGGCCCAUUUGCUGCUUGCCAUCCAAAAGUCAACCCCAAUGGCUUCUUCAAAGACUGCUUGUUUGAUGUUUGUGAGCUGGAUGGUGCUCAUUCUGCAUUGUGUGAAGCAAUAGAGUCAUACGUCAAUGAAUGUCAGGACCGUGGCGUCACAAUUGGACCCUGGAGAAACAGCACCUUCUGUCCUCUGAAAUGCCCAGCCAACAGUCACUUUGAAUCAUGUGCACCAGUUUGCCAGCCUUCCUGCAAUCCAACUCCACCAAGUCAGUGCAGCGGGCCUUGCUCUGAAGGAUGUGUUUGUGACCCUGGAUAUAUCCUCAGUGCUGGCCAGUGUGUGAAAGAAGAUACAUGUGGCUGCAGCUAUAACGGACAUUAUUAUAAGCCAGGUGAAGAGUUCUUCACUAAGGACUGUGAGCUACAGUGUAAGUGCAACCCCCCAUUUGUUACCUGCAGUGCUGCUGACUGCCCACCAAUGGAACAAUGUGGAGUACAGGAUGGAGUAAUUGGGUGUUACCCACAAGAGUCUCAAGACUGUAUUAUCUCUGGUGAUCCUCAUUAUAACACCUUUGAUGGCAAAUACUACAGCUACAUGGGCACUUGUACCUACUCUCUGGCCCGCACCUGCAAAAACAACACUGGUCCCUGGUUCUCCAUUGAGGCCAAGAAUGAGGAAAGAGGCAUUUCUGGCGUUUCUUACCUGAGGAAACUGUACGUGACUGUUGACGGCAUCACAGUGACAAUGAUGAAAAACAGGAGAACUCUGGUGAAUGGACUCAGGGUGUCUCUCCCUCACUCCCCAUCUCCGCUCAUUUCACUGUCUGUUGCUGGACAAUAUGUAAUCCUCACAACUCCGUUCGGCCUGAAGGUGCAGUGGGACGGCAAUCAUUACGCUAAAAUCUCUGUUCCCAGUUCCUACUAUGACCAGAUGUGUGGCCUGUGUGGGGACUAUGAUGGAAACCCCAAUAAUGAUUUCACUAAGCCUGAUGGCUCCCAAACCGACAGCUCAAAUCAGUUUGGCGACAGCUGGAAAACUGAUGAGGAUGAGGAUGCAACGUGCAAGCCUGACCCCGGGCCUCAACCUCCCUGCGAUCAUGUGCUGGAGGGCGUCGUGUCAAACCCAGAGAACUGUGGGAGAAUAACUGACACAAAUGGAGCAUUUAGGGACUGUAUAAAGGUGGUGAACCCGUUGCCUUACUUCCAGAGCUGUGUGUUUGAUAUGUGCCGUUAUCAGGGGCUUCAGCAGGUCCUUUGUGACCAGCUUCAGGCUUACACUGAUGCUUGCCUGAGUGCAGGUGCACCUGUCCAUCCAUGGAGAGAGCCAGACUUCUGUCCUCUGGAAUGUCCUCCAAACAGCCAUUACUCCAUGUGUGUGAGCUCCUGUCCGGAGACAUGUCUGGGUAUCAAUGGACCCCCGGGCUGCAGUGAGAAGUGUGUCGAGGGCUGUGAGUGUGACCCUGGCUUCAUCCUCAGUGACAGCAAAUGUGUUCCUGUUAAAGACUGCGGCUGUGUGGACUCCUCAGGCUCCUACCAUCCAGUAAAUGAGAGCUGGUAUCUGGAGGGCUGUACACAGAAGUGUACAUGUGAGGGAGGAGGAAAUAUACAGUGUUACAACACCAGUUGUCUUCCUACUGAGAGCUGCCAACUUCAAGAUGGAGACUAUGGCUGCAAACCACUUGGUACAGGCAUUUGCUCAGUUUCUGGUGACCCUCAUUAUAACACCUUUGACGAUAAAGUACAUCACUUCAUGGGUGCCUGUUCCUACGUUCUCACCAAGCCCUGUAAUGAGACCUCAGGCUUGCCAUACUUCUCUGUGGAGACACAGAACGAGCACAGAGACAAUAAUAAGAAAGUAUCUUAUGUAAGAUCUGUCAUCAUCAAUGUUCAUGACACAACAGUCAUUUUGGACAAAGGUCGCAAAGUUCAGGUGAAUGGAGUUCAGGUCACUGUGCCGGUCACACUUUCAAAUGGUAUUAAGAUCUUCCUAAGUGGCAAAUUUGUGGUGCUCGAGACAGACUUCGGAUUGCGUGUCCGUUUUGAUGGAAACCAUCAUGCAGAUGUCACCUUGCCUUCCUCUUACAGCGGACUGUUAUGUGGACUCUGUGGAAAUUAUAAUGAUAAUCCUAAUGAUGACAACAUCAAGCCAGAUGGAACGCCGACAGACAGCACUAAUGAGCUUGGAGAAAGCUGGCAGGUGCCAGACGACAGACCUGAUUGUACUCACGGUGGAGGAGACAUUGAAUGUGAUGACAAGAUCCAGAAUGAAGCACAGAAGCCUACUAGCUGUGGCAUGAUCACCGACCCCAAUGGAAUCUUCAAGCCAUGUCAUGCAGUGGUGCCUCCUGGUCCUUACUUUGAGAACUGUGUGUUUGAUCAGUGUGGCACUGGUGGCGCCACAGUGGCUCUGUGCCAAGCUAUUCAAAGCUAUGCUGACCUGUGCGCUCAAGCCGGGGUGCCAAUUAACUGGAGGAAUAACACCUUCUGUCCUAUUAAAUGUCUGGUUGGCAGUCACUAUGAGCCGUGCGGUUCAGCCUGUCCAGCCAGCUGUCAGGACCCUGGAUCUGAAAGCACCUGUUCUGAGCCCUGCGUUGAGGGAUGUGUGUGUGACCCUGGUUUUGUCCUCAGUGGGGACAAGUGUGUGCCCUUCAGCGAGUGUGGUUGCACCGACAGAGACAACAACUACAGACCUGUUGGAGACAGCUGGUUCACAAAAGAUGAUUGCACAGAGCGCUGUGUUUGUUCACCUUUCAAUACGGUGACGUGCGAGGCAUGGCAAUGUGGUCCCGCUCAGGAAUGUAAGGUCAAUGAGGGUGAACUGGGCUGUGUGAACACAGGAGUGGGCAUUUGCCACAUUGCUGGUGAUCCUCACUACUACACUUUUGACGGCAUCAUGCACACCUACAUGGGUACCUGCACUUACACGCUGGUGGCGAUAUGCGACACCUCUAUGGUGACACCCUUCACCAUCGUGGCCAAGAACGAAGAGCGCGGCCAACCAGAAGCCUCGUAUGUUCGCUCUGUGACCGUCUACCUGCCCACUGCCAACAUCACCAUCAGCAAGAGUGGAAGAGUACUGCUGGAUGAACGCAGGAUAAAAACCCCCUACGACAUCAGUUCAGCCAAGGCAAGGGUGUUCACCAGUGGAGUAAACACCGUCCUCGACACUGACUUUGGCCUGAUUGUGAAGUUUGAUGGAGUGCACCAUGUCGAAAUCACAGUCCCUGGAGACUAUUUCAACAAGGUGUGUGGAAUGUGUGGUAACUACAACGGAGAUUCCUCUGAUGACAACUUGAAGCCUGAUGGCAAACCAGCCAAAGAUGCCAUUGAACUUGGUGACAGCUGGAAGGCUGAGGGAGACAGUGAUCCUGGAUGUCAACCUGAUCCACGGCCGGAUGACAAACCCAACUGCAACAAGAAUGAGGAAGAAAUCUACAAGUCCCAGUGUGCGGCUUCUAUCCUGUCCGAUCACUUCAAGCCCUGUCACGCUCUCAUUCCUCCAGAAUCUUUCCUGGAGAACUGCGUCUAUGACAUGUGCGAGUAUAAUGGCAUGCAGUCGACUCUGUGCGAUAACAUUGAUGCUUACGCUCAGGCCUGUCAUAGCGCUGGAGUCACGAUCAGCUGGAGAAACAGCACCUUCUGUCCUCUCCCGUGUCCACCAAACAGUCACUAUUCUGAGUGCACAGCACCAUGUCCUCCUACUUGUGCCGAUCUCUUCCCCAUAUUCUGCCCAUUACCACCCAACAGCUGUGUAGAGGGCUGCCAGUGCAAUGGAGGUUUUGUGCUAAGUGACGGCAAGUGUAUUCCCCUCUCAAGCUGUGGAUGUGUUGACAGCAGUGGAGAGUAUCAUGAUGUGGGAGAUUCGUGGAUAACGGACCACUGUGAACAGAGGUGCAGCUGCAGUCUUGGAGGAGUGCUGUCCUGCACGUCCUUUGAAUGCAAUGAGAACUCGAUCUGUGAUCUCAACAGCAAUGGAGACCGUUACUGCAAACCUGAGAAAUUCGAUGACUGCAGUAUUGCCGGGGACCCUCACUAUCGUACCUUUGACAAAUACAAUCACCACUACCAGGGAGCGUAUACCUAUGUAUUAACUCAGAGCAACAAUCUACCGAGCUCCCUCACCCCUUUCACAGUCCGUGGCAAAAACCAGCGGCAGGGAGGCAUCGGCCGGGUGUCACUGCUGCGCGAGGUCUAUGUGGAUGUGUACGGCAUUACUGUUCGCAUGCAGCAGAAUAAGAAAGUUCUGGUCAAUGAUGAGAAAGUUGGUCUACCAUUCAGUCCUGUACGUGGAGUGAACAUAAAAACCAAGUCUCGCUUUGUUAUGCUCACAACUGACUUUGGCCUUUCUGUGCGCUUUGAUGGAAAUGCUCAAGCAGUGGUAACUCUGCCUAGUGUAUACAGAUCUCGUGUUCUCGGCCUUUGCGGUAAUUAUGAUGGGCAGAACGGUAAUGAGUACACAAAACCAGACGGCACAGUAACCCGCAACCUCAAUGAGUUUGGAGACAGCUGGAGAGUAACUGACAGACAGGCGGGUCUUCGUACCACAUCCCUACCAAAGAUGGUGCACCUACACAAGCGUGAAGUGCAGGCCGAUCCAGAUUCAGGGUUUGAGACGACGGGCUGCACAGAUGCUCUGCUGAAUGAGCUGAAUGGGAAUAAAAUGUGUGGGGCUAUCAGUGACCCUAAUGGGCCUUUUGCUGCCUGUCAUGCUGUGAAUGCUCCGAAUGUCUUCCAGGAGAAUUGUGUGUUUGACCUGUGUGCUGAGCAGGGCAGUGAAGUACUGCGCUGUGAAAAUUACGCGGUCUACGCUCGGGCUUGCCAAGAUCAGGGUGUCAAAAUAGGGCCGUGGAGAAAAGAACUGAAUUGCGGUCUGCAGUGUGGGCCCAAUAGCAACUACACAGACUGUAUGACUCCUUGCCCAGCGUCCUGCGCAGACCUGGCGGCUCCCUCCGAGUGUGAGCAAACACUGUGUGUGGAGGGAUGUAACUGCGCCCCUGGCUUUGUCCUGAGCGACCAAGACUGUGUUCCUUACAGCGAGUGUGGAUGCACUUACCUCGAUCGCUAUUAUCUGCUGAAGGAGACAUUUGUGACAGAAGAUUGUUCUCAGAGGUGUGAAUGUACUUCCACCGGUGCUGUGUGUCAAACUAAGGGCUGUGGAGACAAUGAGCUCUGCACUGUGUACGACACCAAACGUGACUGUUAUAAAUCGAGUCCAUGUUUGAGCUCGCCCUGUCAGAAUGACGGGACCUGUGUGGAAAAAGCAGAUGGUCCUGGUUACACCUGCACUUGCUCUGAAGGUUUUGAGGGCACAAACUGUGAGGUCUUUAAAACCCCCUCUGCGGGAGGCCUGGAUAAAACAUCUAUUAUCUUGAUUGGAGUCCUCGUGCCCCUUGGCGUCAUCCUCAUAGUCACAGCGAUUGUGUGCAUUUACAAGAAGUGCAGCGGCAAAAAGAUGAGUGAUGAAUCAAGUCAAAUUGAGUUGAACAAAAAUACAGAUCAACCCUAUGAAACUCUAGAUGAGGAUAAGAGGGAGGAAACAGACAACAGGGUGGUGAAUGCCACAACAUUUUGAAGCAAAACCGUUUUUUUGACAAUGAUUUGCUGACAAGAUUUUGUUUAUAUUUAUUCACUUUAAAUGUCUUUGUGAAAUAUUUGAACUAAGUUGCAAAACCUGUUUAUAUUUUACUUUUUAAAAUGUUUCCAGUAACAUAUUUAUAAACUUUAUUGUAAUUUUUGGUCUUAGCUAUGUUGUGAUUUGGGGAAUGAGUGCAAUUAUCAAAUGUCUAUAAAUAUCUAAUGUGAAAUAAAUGAUAUUUU